Molecule: messenger RNA, 1176 nt
Organism: Spodoptera frugiperda (fall armyworm)
Lineage: Eukaryota; Metazoa; Arthropoda; Insecta; Lepidoptera; Noctuidae
Product: homeobox protein Hox-C5a
Exons: 4
Coding region: 233-1030 (265 amino acids)
Biological process (GO): central nervous system development; regulation of DNA-templated transcription; neuron differentiation
Molecular function (GO): DNA-binding transcription factor activity, RNA polymerase II-specific; DNA binding
Source: RefSeq, a predicted model, not a curated record
ACCACGCCCUGGGAUAUUUUAAAAUUGUGCCCGUUUUUAAAUGGAAAACCGCAAGCCAAUAUCCUCUCGUUACUCGACCGGGACAGUCGUUUAAAAUUAACUAUCUAAUUAACCAUUAAAGCAAUAAAUUAACUUAACAAAUUAACUUAAUUUAAGUAAGAGUGAAAUGUGUGUUGCAAUACAGUGAACGAUGAAAUUUAAAUAUUUCAAUGUGAAUUAAAAAAAUAAAACAAUGAUGGAACGUCAGAAUUCAAAUUUAUACCCGUCGAAUUUAACGGAUCUUUUAGCUGUAUCGGCUUACCAGCAGAAUGUGGAUCGACUAUCGGCUAUAUCCGACGGCGAUGAGAAAUACAGCGGCGAUUACGCGGACAACGUUGAGCGAUUUACGGAAAACGUCGACCGAUCAUCAUCGCCGGUGUCAACCUUGGACGACGGAGACAGUAGCCAAUCGGCUUUUGGAGUCGAUUUGACUGGCAAAGGGACUAAUUUAGCAGGGAAAUCUUUUACUAUUGCGGCCAUUCUUGGUUUAACGAAUUCUGAGGAGGACGUAAUGAACCUGAGUGUUCAGGAACGGUUGCAGCAGAAUCAGAGGCAGCUGCAGAACUACUUGUAUGCUGGCCAUGAUGUGCAGAGGAUCAACGAGGGUUUCUGCAGGAGUAUGGUCGGAGUGCCGACGGGGAUGAGACAAGACAGUCCACGGCCAGAGAUGAGACCACAGGUGGGACAGAUGAAGACCUCCAGAAGUCAUUCUAUGACGUGUUCUAACAGUUCCGGGCGAAGUAAGAGGAUACGCACAAUAUUCACUCCGGAGCAGCUGGAGCGGCUCGAGGCAGAGUUUGAGAGACAGCAGUACAUGGUGGGGCCGGAGCGGCUGUACCUCGCGCACGCGCUGCAGCUCACUGAGGCACAGGUCAAAGUAUGGUUUCAAAAUCGCCGCAUUAAAUGGCGGAAACACCACCUUGAAGUAACACAGCAACGAUUAGCUGUGCUGCAAAGACAUCAGCCACACGACAGAGAUGACGACAUCUAAAACACGACGCCUACACCCACUACAUAACGGAAAAAGUGCGAUUUCAUAACGGAAAAGUUCUACUUUUAACGGAAAAAGUGCUAUUUCGUAACGGAAAAGUUCUUUUUUAGCUGAAAAGUGCUAUUUCGUAACGGAAAAGUUCUACU